Molecule: messenger RNA, 1381 nt
Organism: Clupea harengus (Atlantic herring)
Lineage: Eukaryota; Metazoa; Chordata; Actinopteri; Clupeiformes; Clupeidae
Gene: kcne4
Product: potassium voltage-gated channel subfamily E regulatory subunit 4
Biological process (GO): negative regulation of delayed rectifier potassium channel activity; membrane repolarization during action potential; ventricular cardiac muscle cell action potential
Cellular component (GO): membrane; voltage-gated potassium channel complex
Molecular function (GO): voltage-gated potassium channel activity involved in ventricular cardiac muscle cell action potential repolarization; transmembrane transporter binding; delayed rectifier potassium channel activity
Source: RefSeq, a predicted model, not a curated record
AUCUUAAACCACACUUAACAAAAACACAUCUCUUAGCCACUCUUCUCCACGACAGCUUUGAACAGUCCUUGUCACGAGCACUUCAUUGUGCUUUUGCCCCAUCCCUGUCUUGAGGGAGAAACAGAGGGAGUAAUAUUGAGAUGUCUAAACAUUUAGUUAGAGAAACUGCUAGGGACAUCUCUUUUAAGAUUUUAUUUUUCUUACGGGAAGAGAGAACGUGCGGGCCCUCGUGUGCAAAUGCGUUGCGCGCUAGGGUCACGUAUUACCGGCUCGCCCUCCGACAUAGUUUCCUCUGGCGCGUGGCCACCCCCCGAUGUUUUUUUUGGUGGCUGUCCAGACGAGCGGGCAGCCCCCCCAAAACCACGUGACACGCAGCUCCAGAGGCUCGUAUUUAAACCGGACACACACACACACACACACACACUCACUCACGGCACCGAAGUCUGCUCAGACUCUCAGACACACACAAGCUGCCAGAGGCAAGACAGCGCACGCAAGUGUGCCAACAGACCGAUAGAGUUUAAAAAGCUUUUAAGAUAUUUUACUUAUUUAUCUAUUUUACUUAUUUAUCUAUUUGUCGUUUCAAUUCACCUAUGACCGAUGAGAAACUAGAAAAAACGGCGAGACCCUUUUUUUUUUAGGAACUCCGUCCAGUUACUGAGGACGCGAAGGGAGACGAGGCCACAGCAAGCAGCCUGCUGCAGGGGGGCCGCCAGUGGACCGUGAGAGGGUUCAUCUCUGUCUUCUUUAGGUCACCAAACCAAGUUUACGACUCCGGCGCGGGCAUGGACAGCUCGCGUAACGGGAGCGCAGCUGCUGCCGCACCUCUACUGGACGCUAUCACACGCCGCGCGUCCUCAUCGUCGGCAGACAAGGAGGAGGGCAGCGCGCGACUCUACGUCAUCAUACUCAUCUCUUUCUACGGGAUCUUCCUCAUCGCCGUCAUGAUCGGUUACCUGCGCUCGAAGCAGCGCGACAAGAGAAGGACUAACGUGUUCACGCGCCUCUUGCACGAGGAGGAACAGCGAGAGUGGGGGGGUGCCAGCCUAAAGAAGCACAGCAGCUGCGCGAGCCUCACCUCCAUCCCAGCGGUCUCGAGCCUGCGGUCCGCGGCACACGUUCCACUGCUGCCCGCCGGCCUCCUCCACGAGAACAAGGUGGUGCUGUCGCCCCUGGCGUGCGCGCUCUGCUCGUCCGUGGAACAGAGUAGCGUGAGCUCGCUCUGCUCGUCCGUGGUGGACGCGCGCCUGGCCCUCGAGGAGGAGAGGGACAGCGGCACCGGGGAGGGCCCGGAGGAUCCGGUGGUGAAGGGAUGCAACAACAACAACAACAACAACAACAACAACAACAGCGACGGAUCAUCGGCGGAGAACCUCAAAAG